CCAUCAUCUGAUCAACAACAAACUUGCAAUCAUGGCAGGUCAACAACCAGUGUUCGUAAUGAACACAGGUCCAGAACGACAACAUGGACGUAAAGCACAAAUAUCAAAUAUUACAGCAGCCAAAACGGUUUCAGACGUGAUUAGAACAUGUUUAGGACCAAAAGCGAUGCUCAAAAUGAUUUUAGAUCCAAUGGGUGGUAUUUUGUUGACAAAUGACGGAAAUGCCAUCUUACGUGAAAUCGAAGUUGGACAUCCAGCAGCAAAGAGUAUGAUCGAAUUGAGUAGAACACAAGAUGAAGAAGUUGGAGAUGGAACGACAAGUGUGAUCAUUUUGGCAGGUGAAAUCUUGGCUCAUAGCUUACCACUUUUGGAGAGAAAUUUACAUCCUGUCGUCAUCAUUUCUGCAUACAAAAAAGCAUUGGCAGAAGCACUCAAUAUUAUCGAAUCAAUCUCCACAAAAGUUGAUGUGAACAAUGAAGAAGAGAUGCUGGCUUUGAUCAAAACUUCCAUCGGAACAAAAUUCGUUUCAAGAUGGUCGGAUUUGAUGUGCAAAUUAGCACUAAAGGCAGUCAGAACAGUCGCAGUCACAGAAACAGGCGCUGGAUCCAAAGAACAGAGAACGGUGGACUUGAAGAGAUACGCUCGUGUGGAAAAGAUUCCAGGAGGCGAAAUCGAGAGCAGUCGUGUUUUGGAUGGUGUCAUGUUGGAAAAGGAUGUCACUCAUCCAAAGAUGAGAAGAAGAAUCGAAAACCCAAGAAUUCUGUUAUUGGAUUGCCCACUAGAAUACAAAAAGGGUGAAAGUCAAACCAAUAUCGAAAUUACAAAAGAGGAAGACUGGAACAGAAUCUUGGAAAUCGAAGAGGAACAGAUUAAACAGAUUUGCAACACAAUCAUCAAAUUCAAGCCUGAUUUGGUGUUCACAGAGAAGGGUGUCUCAGAUUUGGCACAACACUUCCUCUUGAAGCAGAACAUUACUGCAAUUAGACGGGUACGUAAAUCAGACAACAAUAGAAUCGCCAGAGCAACCGGCGCCACGAUUGUGAACCGAGUUGAGGAUUUACGUGAAAGCGAUGUUGGUACCCGCUGUGGUUUGUUCCACAUCGAAAAGAUUGGAGACGAAUACUUUACAUUCUUGGAGAAAUGCAAAGAUCCAAAAGCAUGCACGAUCCUAUUACGCGGACCAAGCAAAGAUAUCCUCAACGAGAUCGAUCGCAACUUAGCUGAUGCAAUGUCCGUUGCCAGAAAUGUCGUCUUUGAUCCUCGUUUGGCGCCUGGUGGUGGUGCUACCGAAUUGGCAGUAGCAGCAGGAUUACAUGAAUACGCACGUAAUAUCGAAGGUAUUGAGGUAGCACCUAUUCAAGCAGUUGCUAAUGCUAUGGAAGUGAUCCCACGUACAUUGAUCAACAAUUGCGGAGCAAACGUAAUCAAGAUUCUUACUGCUUUGCGUGCAAAACAUGCAAAUGGAGAACACUCUUGGGGUAUCGAUGGAAAUGCAGGUGUGAUUGUUGAUAUGAAAUCGUACGGAUUAUUGGAAAGUGCAGCCGUCAAAAUUCAAACUUUGAAAACUGCAAUCGAAUCUGCUUCCCUGCUUUUACGUGUUGAUGAUGUCGUCUCAGCAAGAAGACCUCGUGAACAAGGCGGAGGUGGUGGCGGCGGAGCACCACAAAUGGCCGAACAAGAAGAAGGCGGUAUGAUGCCAGAGAUGUAAGAAAGUAGAGGGUUAAAAUAUCAAUACAAAAGCACUUUCAACUGUAGAUUAGUGAUGUCGAGCAUUUUGUUCAGUAGGCUAAUGCAUUUAGUGUUAUAUUUCUCGAUGAUGCAGCCUUUUAAAUCAAUAAGAUGAG
Molecule: messenger RNA, 1844 nt
Organism: Meira miltonrushii
Lineage: Eukaryota; Fungi; Basidiomycota; Exobasidiomycetes; Exobasidiales; Brachybasidiaceae
Product: putative CCT3-chaperonin of the TCP1 ring complex
Exons: 1
Coding region: 32-1708 (558 amino acids)
Biological process (GO): protein folding
Cellular component (GO): chaperonin-containing T-complex
Molecular function (GO): ATP binding; ATP hydrolysis activity; ATP-dependent protein folding chaperone
Source: RefSeq, a predicted model, not a curated record